AUGUUAGCCUCAGCUAGCUUAGGUUGUAGAAGACCAACAUGUUGCAAUGUUCAUCAACAAACAAGAAACGGUUUCAUGGCUAAAACACAGAACAACAAUGAGAUAUUGAUGAUGGUGGAUUGGAGAGGAAAACAAUGUAACAGUAAGAAAAGUAAUAGGGUAGUGAAAUGCAGUGGUGGAGUUGGGUUAGGAGAUUUCAUUGGAGGAGAUUUGGUUAAACUUGAUAUUGGACGUUGGCUUUCUGAUGUUGAAGAACAUAAAGCACUUGCAAUAUAUACUCCUCAUGAAGGUGGAUAUGAAGGACGUUACUUGUCACGUCUUCAACGUCAAGGUUACUAUUUUCUUGACCUUACAGCUCGUGGUCUAGGUGAUCCUGAAACCACUCUCACCAAGAUUCAUCCUGUUUGUCCUGCUCAUUUAGGAAAGCAACCGAUAGCAAGGUGGUAUUUUCCGCCGGAAGUUGAUUACAGAUUGGAAGCAUUACCACCAAAUGCCAAAGGAUUGGUGGUGUGGAUCAUUGAAGCCAAGGUUCUCUCCAAGGCAGAAUUGCAGUUCCUUGCUCUGCUGCCUACACUAAGGCCUAAUGUGAGGGUCAUUGCUGAAUGUGGAAAUUGGAGAAAGUUUAUGUGGAAGCCACUAAGUGAAAUUGCUGGACUAACCACUAGUCAAGAAGCUUGA
Vicia faba (fava bean) is the source of this 678-nucleotide messenger RNA. The record is from the annotation of a GenBank genome assembly. NCBI's taxonomy places the organism in Eukaryota, Viridiplantae, Streptophyta, Magnoliopsida, Fabales, Fabaceae.